AUGGCGACUCGGCACGAGGAAGAAGAACUCGGCGCGCACGUUGCUGCUUCUGUCGUCGUCUCAUCCACCAUUUCUAGUUGCUCCAAUCCUGAGAAACUAGUAUUCCACAUCGUCACUGACAGGAAAACUUGCAACUCAAUGCAUGCCUGGUUUGCUCUCCACUCUUUCUUUCCUGUAGUGAUGAAGGUAAGGGGACUUCACCGGUUUGACUUUCUUCUAGACGUGAAUGCCAUGAUCAUGAACACCGUAGAAGAACUCCGCUGGAGCUUAUCCGCUUAUCGACAUUACAGAAGAGCAUAUAAGGAAUACAGAUGGCUUUUAAAUCUCAGACCGAACAUGUUCUCUCUCUUGAACUAUAUCAGGAUGCAUCUUCCUGAGAUAAGCCACAUCUCAAUUGCAGUAACUAUGAAGAGCAAGCUAAUGAUAUCUUACGUGACAACUCUCUCCGAAAUUAGAGAAGUUAGUUUACAAGAUUCAGAUGAAGUUCUUAAGACAUUUGGCGACUACAAGAUUCAGAUGAAGUUUCACCUAAAGUUUGCACGUGAGGAGGCAGAAGAUUUUCCUCUGUAUUAA
Zingiber officinale is the source of this 573-nucleotide messenger RNA. RefSeq names its product probable galacturonosyltransferase 14. The record is from RefSeq and is a predicted model, not a curated record. The transcript has 3 exons. Gene Ontology annotation, molecular function: polygalacturonate 4-alpha-galacturonosyltransferase activity. Bases 1 to 573 code for a protein of 190 amino acids. Lineage: Eukaryota; Viridiplantae; Streptophyta; Magnoliopsida; Zingiberales; Zingiberaceae.